Molecule: messenger RNA, 768 nt
Organism: Scedosporium apiospermum
Lineage: Eukaryota; Fungi; Ascomycota; Sordariomycetes; Microascales; Microascaceae
Exons: 4
Coding region: 1-768 (255 amino acids)
Molecular function (GO): hydrolase activity
Source: RefSeq, a predicted model, not a curated record
AUGUCCUGCCCAGACUGCUUCAGUGGACACCUUCGGGAAGGGACACCUCAAGGGAAAAUACUUGAGGUCCACGGGUUACCGACAUACGUCGCAGCACCUACGGAUCCUACACCUAGGGCCUACAUUGUUAUCGCUCCGGAUGUCUUUGGUUGGACGACGAACCACACACGGUUGAAUGCGGAUCAAUAUGCGCGUCGUACAGGGUGUCAAGUCUACGUGCCAAACUUCAUGACCGGUGAUGGAGCUCCUCAGUGGAUUGCCCCAGUCAUGGCUUCUCUUCUGGAUGAGAAGGGUUUCGCCGCUUGGUUACGGAAACCGUGGCAGUGCGUCCAAUGCGCCUACGCAUUGAUCCCGAACCACCUUAAGAAUUCGCCCCCCAAGUGUUUAAUCACCAUGAAGAGAUGGCUAAACGACUUCCGAUGUAACGAGGCAAAAGAUAUGAAAGUAGGCUUCAUAGGCUUCUGCUGGGGUGGAUACGCAGCAACAAAACUCGCCCAUGGCGACACUGCAGAUAACGGAAAGACACUUAUCGAUGCAGCCUUCACAGCUCAUCCGAGUGCGCUCGAAAUUCCGCCCGACAUGGAAAGGAUCAAGCUCCCGUAUAGUGUUUCAGUUGGCGAUGUCGACUUUGCCCUUCCCAAGCAAGAGGUGGACAAGAUGAUUGCGGCUUUAGAUGAUCUGAAAGAUGUUCCUACUGAAGUGGUGGUUAUUCCUGAUGCGAAACAUGGCUUCGCUGUCCGGUUUGAUCCGCUAGAACAUAGCGGGUGA